AUGAUCCAUCUGCCUCUCCCUCAGAACCCCCAGAGCAGUGGCGCCUCUCCCUCACAACCCCCAGAGCAGCGGCGCCUCUCCCGCACAACCCCCCAGAGCAGCGGCGCCUCUCCCUCACAACCCCCAGAGCAGCGGCGCCUCUUCCCCCCCGAACCCCCAGAGCAGCGGCGCCUCUCUCUCACAACCCCCCAGAGCAGAGGCGCCUCUCCCUCACAACGCUCCAGAGCAGCGGCGCCUCUCCCUCACAACCCCCCAGAGCAGCGGCGCCUCUCCCUCACAACCCCCCAGAGCAGCGGCGCCUCUCCCUCACAACCCCCCACAGCAGCGGCGCCUCUCCCUCACAACCCCCUUGAGCAGCGGCGCCUCUCCCUCACACCCCCCCAGAGCAGCGGCGCCUCUCCCUCACAACCCCCAGAGCAGCGGCGCCUCUCCCUCACAACCCCCCACAGCAGCGGCGCCUCUCCCUCACAACCCCCCAGAGCAGCGGCGCCUCUCCCUCACAAGCACCCACAGCAGCGGCGCCUCUCCCUCACAACACCCCCGGAGCAGUGGCGCCUCUCCCUCAGAACCCCCGAGAGCAGCGGCGCCUCUCCCUCACAACCUCCCAAAGCAGUGGCGCCUCUCCCUCACAACCCCCCAGAGCAGCGGCGCCUCUCCCUCACAACCCCCCAGAGCAGCGGCGCCUCUCCCUCACAACCCCCAGAGCAGCGGCGCCUCUCCCUCACAACCCCCAGCAGCGUGCCGUACGGCACCACAGCGUACCAUACGAGGACAGUCGUGGGACAGUGGGACUGUGAAACAGUGGUCGGAGAUUGGGACUGUGGGACAGUGAUGGAACAGCGGUGGGACAGUGGUGGGACUGUGGGACAGUUAGUGGGACUGUGGCGCCAUUUCCACCCAGUGAAGGUGAUUAAUGCGACAUGUGGCGCCUGGCUGGGCACGCAGCUGAUUGAUACCACAUGCGCUUCUCCAAAGCCCCAGCCCCUGCGCGUCCUCCCCCUCCCCACCGUCCUGAGCGGUGACAGCAGCGCUCACCCUGGUAUGCCCUCACAGCGGGCGCAUCGCCUUGAUCAUGGACUGCCAGGGCGUGUCCUCGCUGUGGCACCUGCCCGUGGUGCUGCUGCGCGCCACCAUCACCGCUCUGCACCGCAACUUCCCCCACCGCAUGGCCCGCCUGCCGUGCUGCACCUGCCGGCCACCCUGCGCCUCCUGGCUCGUGCCUUGCUGCAGGUGGCGAAGAGUGGAAGUGCUAGCAUGCCAGCUAGGCUGGCAGGCGGCUGCAUACGCGCAGUGUGCUGUGAGGAAGAAGCAGAGACAGAGGCGGAGGGGAGAGGUGGGCCCAUUGCGGAGCAGAGGCACGGCGGGAAGGGGAGAGAAGCUGAGGCACGCGUGGGAGCAGAGGGUGCUUCAGCAGGAGCAGAGGCAGCCAGAGAUGCAUCGUUACCAGGCCACUUCGACUUGCUCCCACUCGAACACUCUUGGGGUGGAGUGGGCAGAGAGACGGUGGGUGAGCCGGCACGCGGUGUGGAGCAUGCUGCUGCUGCUGCUCAUGGCGUCACUCUCACCGCUCUCUGCCUUUGCUCCGCUGCUGCCAUGGCUAGUUAG
This is a messenger RNA of Closterium sp. Yama58-4, 1605 nucleotides long. The record is from the annotation of a GenBank genome assembly. NCBI's taxonomy places the organism in Eukaryota, Viridiplantae, Streptophyta, Zygnematophyceae, Desmidiales, Closteriaceae.